Messenger RNA from Zerene cesonia (dogface butterfly), 3009 nucleotides. RefSeq names its product protein VAC14 homolog. NCBI's taxonomy places the organism in Eukaryota, Metazoa, Arthropoda, Insecta, Lepidoptera, Pieridae. Gene Ontology annotation, biological process: phosphatidylinositol biosynthetic process; positive regulation of kinase activity. The transcript is spliced from 14 exons. The coding region runs from base 132 to 2285 and encodes 717 amino acids. Gene Ontology annotation, cellular component: PAS complex; endosome membrane. The record is from RefSeq and is a predicted model, not a curated record.
UUUUGCCACUUGCCAGAUGACAACAAAUUGUCGCGAAUGUCAGUAUUAAUUAACAUUCAAUAUUAUUUCAAAUCCUCAAUAUAAAAGUUUUUAUUUAAUUAAAGACAAUUCAAGAAUCACGGAAUAUUAAAAUGACGGAACGAGAUUACGCUCCCUUGAGCUCAGCAUGCGUUCGAGGGCUUUGCGAUAAGGUCUAUGAAAAAAGAAAAUUUGCUGGAGGAGAAAUUGAAAAAAUGGUCAAAGACUUCAGUGAUGCAAAUAAUACCAACCAGAUAAAACGUCUCAUCCGUGUAUUAGGUCAGGAUUUGAUGUCAUCAACUAACCCAAAUGUCAAGAAUGGUGCUCUGAUGGGACUCUCAUCUGUGGCUGUUGGUUUAGGAAAGGGUUGUGUAUCAUAUGUUGGAGAGCUGACUCACCCUAUAGUGGCCUGUCUCAGUGAGAGUGAAGCUAGAGUGCGUUAUGCAGCAGCAGAAGCCCUAUUUAAUGUGUUGAAAAUUGUGCGAGGGGCAGCUUUGCCCUACUUCCCCAUCAUAUUUGAUGCCCUGGCGAGACUGGCUGCAGAUCCUGAACCGCAGGUGAAACAAGGUGCAGAGUUACUGGAUAGAUUAGUCAAGGACAUAGUGACGGAGAGCGCGUCGUUCUCGGCGGGCGCGUUCGUGCCGCUGGCCCGCGAGCGCAUGUACUCGCGCGUGGCGAGCGCGCGCCAGUUCGCGGUGGCGUGGGUGUGCGCGCUCGACGCGGCGCCCGCGCUCGGCCUGCGCGCGCACCUGCCCGACCUGCUCGACCCGCUCUUCACCGUGCUGGACGACCCUAACCCGGAGAUACGCCGCAUGUGUGAAGUGCAGCUGAAUGAGUUCCUCCGUAGUAUCAGGAAGGAUCCCUCGCAAGUGGACUUCCAGGCCAUGAUCAACAUACUGAUCACACACGCUCAGUCUACUGAAGAACUGCUGCAGGUAUGUAAAGAAAUACGUGAGAUAGCCGCGACAGUCAACCUCCAGUUGAUCAAACUUGUGGAAUCGGAAUCUGAAAGUCCCGAAGCAGCAUUGAAAGAACUAACGAUUGAUGAAAAAGCACAAACAGAAAACGAUAAACAAGAAACAAUAAAAAAAUCAACAGAAGAAAACCAAAACAAAGAAUCAGCAGAAUCCAAAGAUAGUGAAGAAAGUGGAACAAUGGGGGAAAAAUUAAAUCUAGUUGCAGUUGUUGGAGUCCUCACACAGAUGUUGCACCAUAACUCUGUGCAUACCAAGAUAGCGGCGCUCGACUGGAUUCUGCAUUUGUACAAUAAAUUACCUAGCGAAAUGUACCCCCAGACGGAGACCGUGUUCAGCCCCGCGCUGGGCGCGCUCACGGACGGCUCGGACGAGGUGGUGCGCCGCGCCAUCGCGCUGCUCGCCGAGAUCUGCUCCUGCCAGCCGCAGCCCGCCGCUACCACCACCACCACCACCACCACCACAACAACUGCUGCCAUGGCCACUAGCGUCGAGAACGCAGAACUGCCCGUCGAUUUGGAAGCAAGUCCGUAUUAUUACAAAUUCUUGAAAGCGUUGCUGCGGUUGCUCGCAGCCGAUGAGAAUUUAUUAGAAGACCGGGGUGCUUUUAUAAUCAGGCAGCUGUGCGUGCUGCUGCCGGCGGAGGAGGUGUACCGCGCGCUGGCGCGCACGCUGCGCGGCGAGCGCGAGCUGCGCUUCGCGGGCCGGCUCGUGGACGUGCUGUCCGCCAUCCUGCUCACCGCGCCCGAGCUGCACCUCACGCGCCGCCGCCUGCGCGCCUUCCGCGACCCGAGCACGCACGCGCUGUUCCAGUCGCUGUACCAGUGCUGGUGCCACAGCGGCGUGGCGCUGCUGGCGCUGUGCCUGCUCACGCACAACUACGCGCACUGCAACCGGCUCAUAUCCACCUUUGGUGAUCUAGAGAUCACAGUAGAAUUUCUUACAGAGAUCGACAAAUUAGUUCAGCUUAUUGAAUCGCCAAUAUUUGCAUACUUGCGGCUGGAGCUGCUGGGCGGGCGGCAGAGCGCGGCGCUGCGCGGGGCGCUGUUCGGGCUGCUCAUGCUGCUGCCGCAGGGCGCCGCCUUCCACGCGCUGCGCCACCGCCUGCACACCGCGCCGCCGCCCGACGCGCCCUGCCUGCUGCCGGACAGCGAGACUGCGAUGGCGACCGAGGGCGCGCCCGACAUCGACUUCGAGGCGCUGCUGGACGAGUUCCGGCGGGUGCAGGCCGCGCACCGACACUACCGCCUCGCCGAGCGACGCAUCGACCGCCGCGACCGACCCUACCUGUAGCUCUCUGGUAAUUGAUAAAACUGCCUAACCAGCUUGAUUCCGCGGGGCGCAGCUAGUGCAAUAAUAAGUAUAAAAUAACCUGAAUUUUAUGUAUCUUGUUUCAUGUGACGUAGUUCACACCCCACUACUUGACCUGCACCAGCUUUUAAGCUUAAUUGUACCGUUUGGACUGACACAACGGACGCGAUAGUAGCUAGAACAGAAUGAAUAACAAGAUGAUGCUGAGACUUGUUACAGUCAGGACAGACGGACCGGUGUACAAUAGUAAUCCUUCUAACACUCGGUCACAUAUAAAAAUUUAGUUAUAUUUCCAGAAUUUUCAUAAAGUUCUUGGUGCCUUAGAACUAUUUAAACCCAAUAUAAAUUAGUAUAAGAAUCUCUAUAAAAACACCUAGAUGUCCGGUCUCAGCGUUGUAUUAUGUUUUCAUCAUUAUUAAUAUUACUAGUUAAUUUAGAAUUUAGAUCAAUUGAACGCGGCUGCUCGUGAAACCUAAGAGUUUAAUGUUACCUUAAUACAAAACUCGUUAUAGAUAUCGAAUAAGUUUCUAAAAAGGAAUUUUUAAUACUGUCUGCCUGUGAUGGUCUAGUUAUUUAAAACUAAGUAGACACAACUUCAUUUGUACUUUUUGUAAUGUUAUGAUUAGAAAAAUAUGCUUAAGAAAUUACUAUUAUACCCUAGGUAUAUUUGUUCUACAAAAUUUGUAAAUAUUUAAUUUUACAUGAU